Marmota monax (woodchuck) is the source of this 3840-nucleotide messenger RNA. It is a transcript of the gene Sgk3, whose product is annotated as serum/glucocorticoid regulated kinase family member 3. Lineage: Eukaryota; Metazoa; Chordata; Mammalia; Rodentia; Sciuridae. Gene Ontology annotation, biological process: protein phosphorylation. The record is from RefSeq and is a predicted model, not a curated record. The transcript is spliced from 18 exons. The coding region runs from base 396 to 1868 and encodes 490 amino acids. Gene Ontology annotation, molecular function: protein serine/threonine kinase activity; ATP binding; phosphatidylinositol binding.
CGUGACGCGUCAGGGAGGAAACGCCAGCGCCCGGCGGCCCUGCCGGGAAGGAGGAAGCGCGAGCGCGCUUGACUCGGCGCCCGCGGCGCCGGGAGGCAGCACCGCGGAGCCGGGUGAAUUCGGAUUGUGCUUUGACAUUCCUAAACGCCCGAGGGGUGUCGGUGGGAAGACAGUUACCCUGGGCGCAGCCCCUAGCCUAGAGGAUCGGGCAACGAGGAGGGACAGAAGACCCCACGCGAGGAGGAAGUUGCAUGAUGGAAUUUGAACAUUACUUCAAGAGUUUUCAUAUUUUGGAUUAGUUAAUUGUGCUCAUCCUCUGUUGAUUAUUUCUUCGGACUCAUUUUUUGGUUUCUUUGGUGCCCUUUUGAGUCAUUUAAACGCAAAGAAAUUAUAUCAUGGACUACAAGGAAAACUGCCCAAGUGUAAGCAUUCCCAGCUCUGAUGAACACAGAGAGAAAAAGAAGAGGUUUACUGUUUAUAAAGUUCUGGUCUCUGUAGGGAGGAGUGAGUGGUUUGUCUUCAGGAGAUAUGCAGAGUUUGACAAACUUUACAACACUUUGAAGAAGCAAUUUCCUGCUAUGGCCCUGAAGAUUCCUGCCAAGAGAAUAUUUGGUGAUAAUUUUGAUCCAGAUUUUAUUAAACAAAGGAGAGCAGGACUGAAUGAGUUCAUUCAGAACUUAGUCAGAUACCCAGAGCUUUACAACCAUCCAGAUGUCAGAGCAUUCCUUCAAAUGGAUAGCCCCAGACAUCAGUCAGAUCCAUCUGAAGAUGAGGAUGAAAGAAGUACUCAGAAGCUACACUCUACCUCACAGAACAUCAACCUGGGACCAACUGGAAAUCCUCAUGCGAAGCCAACUGACUUUGAUUUUUUAAAAGUUAUUGGAAAAGGCAGCUUUGGCAAGGUUCUUCUUGCAAAACGGAAACUGGAUGGAAAAUUUUAUGCUGUCAAAGUAUUACAGAAAAAAAUAGUUCUCAACAGAAAAGAGCAAAAACAUAUUAUGGCCGAACGUAAUGUACUCUUGAAAAAUGUGAAACAUCCAUUUUUGGUUGGAUUACAUUAUUCUUUCCAAACAACUGAAAAACUUUAUUUUGUUCUGGAUUUUAUUAAUGGAGGGGAGCUGUUUUUUCACUUACAAAGAGAACGGUCCUUUCCUGAACACAGAGCAAGGUUUUAUGCUGCUGAAAUUGCCAGUGCAUUGGGUUACUUGCACUCCAUCAAAAUAGUAUACAGAGACUUAAAGCCAGAAAAUAUUCUUUUGGAUUCAGUGGGACAUGUUGUCUUAACAGAUUUUGGGCUUUGUAAAGAAGGAAUUGCUAUUUCUGAUACUACCACCACAUUUUGUGGGACUCCGGAGUAUCUUGCACCUGAAGUAAUCAGAAAACAGCCCUAUGACAACACUGUGGAUUGGUGGUGCCUUGGUGCUGUUCUGUAUGAAAUGCUGUAUGGAUUGCCUCCUUUUUACUGCCGAGAUGUUGCUGAAAUGUAUGAUAAUAUUCUUCACAAGCCUCUAAGUUUGAGGCCAGGAGUGAGCCUCACAGCCUGGUCCAUUCUGGAAGAACUCCUAGAAAAAGACAGACAAAAUCGACUUGGGGCCAAAGAAGACUUUCUUGAAAUUCAGAAUCAUCCUUUUUUUGAAUCACUUAGCUGGACUGACCUUGUACAAAAGAAAAUUCCACCACCAUUUAAUCCUAAUGUGGCUGGACCAGAUGAUAUCAGGAACUUUGAUACAGUAUUUACAGAGGAAACUGUUCCAUAUUCUGUGUGUGUAUCUUCUGACUAUUCUAUAGUGAAUGCCAGUGUACUGGAGGCUGAUGAUGCAUUUGUUGGUUUUUCAUAUGCACCUCCUUCAGAAGACUUAUUUUUGUGAACAAUUUGCUAUUCAGAAACUAUCAUGCAAAUAUAAGACUGCGGAUGGGACUGAGACUCCUAUUUUUGUGAAUAUAUUCAAAUAUGUAUAACAGUGCCUCAUUUUUACAUGUAAUGUUAAAAACUAUGAAAAUUGUAUUUUCUGCUGUAUGCAAGAAAAUAGGGCGUUUCAAAGAGCUGUUUUGGAUUAAAUUUGUAUUCUUGUUUAUUAAGCUUAUUUUUAAACAGAAAAUUUAAAAACUGUUAUUCUUAGCAUUAACCUAUUUUUGAAGAAAACUUUUUUGCUAUUGACUGUUCUUUUUCCCUCUUAAGUUUACACUAACACCCAAGAUAGACUGUUUUGUAGCAGUCUAUUUCAGUUCAGUUAACUUAUAUUAAUACCUUUGUAAUUCUACUACGACUUUUGUUAUCAAAUCAGAACUAUGCAAUUGGUACAUGGUUGUUUAAGAAGAAACCGUAUCUUUCCACGAUAAAUCACUGUUUGAAAUAAUCGGGUCCUGGUAGGGUAAAAAUGUAAAAGCAUAAUUAACAUAUUGGCUGCUAGUUAACACUGUUAAUAACUGUUCAUUUUGCUGAUAAUAAAAUAAGUAACAAAGUAGUAUAAAAUGAAAUCAUUUGCUUUUGAAAUACCAGUUCAAAUUUGUGAAUUAUUUUUUCUCUACAGGGAAAUUAAAAAUGGUUUAAAAUUUUAAGGAUUCCCAAAGAUUUGGAGGGUAAUAAAGUACUGCCAGAAUUUAUUUUUAGGUGGUGCCAAAAAGCAACCGUAUGUCAUGUAUUUAUUUAACAAAUAUAUUCUAUUUAUGUUCCUUUGGGUCUUUUGAAUGUUUAAUAUGCUGUUAAGUAAGUUUAAAUCUAAAAGUGGUAUUUUUGCUUUUACAAAUAGCUAUUUCAAACUAUCUUCCUAGUUGGUUACAUAAAAAGAAAUAUGUAGCUCUAUAGAAUAUUUACCUGAUUGGGAAAUGUAAAUGUAUAUAGUUUUAUUACACUGUAACAAAAGUUAAAAAUAGUUUAGGCAGGUACAUACUAAAUAUCUUUUUUAAAAUUUUCUUUAGUGGUUCUGGGGAUCAAACCCAGGGCCUUGUGCCUCCUAAACACUGCUGUACCACUGAGCUACACCCCAAAUUCUUCAAUUUCUGUAUGUAUCUUAGAAAAAGUAAGGAGCUUGGCAUGGUGGCACAUGACUGUAAUCCUGGUGGCUUGGGUGACCGAGGCAGGAGGAUCACGAAUUCAAAGCCAGCCUGAGCAAAAGCAAGGCACUGAGCAACUCAGUGAGACACUGCCUCUAAAUAAAUAGAGCUGGGGAUGUGGCUCAGUGAUUGAGUGUCUCCGAGUUCAAUCCCCCGUACUCCUCCGCAAAAAAAUGAAACUGACUUUAAAAUCAUAACAUACUAGUAAUUUGUGCAUUUGUAAUGGUAAAAGAGAAUGGCCAUAGAAAAAAAAAAAGAAUGCUUAACUUGGAAUUCUGGUUCUGAGAGUGGUGGAUUUUCAAGUCCUGUAGGAAGCAGUAUUGUGAGAGGUUAGUGACCCAAUUUAGAUGUCUCUAAGAACAAACUUCCCUUCCAUGUAUUCUCUUCAGAAAGAAAUCACAAAAGCAUUUCUCACCAAUACCCUUUGGCUCAUAAUUCAACAGAACAGGGAAGAGGGAUAUGCUUUUGUUCAGUUAAUAAUAAUUACAUUCAAUACACUGAAUUUUCCUUUAGAGGUUAAAUUUUAAUAUCUACACUGUAAAUAUUUGGUUUGUUUGGCACUACUGUGAGUUCUGCUUUUACACAAAGCUCUUUGUGACAAACCAAAACGAAAACUGUAGUUUCCUAUGUGGGUUUUAAAAUUCAGGUGAUCUUUAAUUAAACUGCCAAAAUUUAAAGUGCAAUAUUGUAUAUUUUUAGGAACAAAUUUAAAAUAGAAUUUUGAUGUUUCUCAGAUCAGGAGAAAUACAAAUUGACAUAGAAAAAUAAAAUUAGCAAAAAGGUUAA